Messenger RNA from Daucus carota subsp. sativus, 1938 nucleotides. RefSeq names its product elongator complex protein 3-like. NCBI's taxonomy places the organism in Eukaryota, Viridiplantae, Streptophyta, Magnoliopsida, Apiales, Apiaceae. Gene Ontology annotation, biological process: tRNA wobble base 5-methoxycarbonylmethyl-2-thiouridinylation. Gene Ontology annotation, molecular function: iron-sulfur cluster binding; acyltransferase activity, transferring groups other than amino-acyl groups. The transcript is spliced from 9 exons. The record is from RefSeq and is a predicted model, not a curated record. Bases 678 to 1646 code for a protein of 322 amino acids. Gene Ontology annotation, cellular component: elongator holoenzyme complex; cytoplasm; nucleus.
UGUGCAAAGCACGGGAUAAACUAGUGUGGUUAAAUCAGGGUACCCACUUCACUUCACCAAGACGAGGAUAGCGCGAUUCAAGAGCACCCGAGAGACAAUUGAUCACUUUGAUAUUUUUAAAUCGCUGCUAUUACACACGAUUCAAAAGGCGGCUAUUUUACUGGGAGAUACAAGCACUGAGUCAACUCGGAGCAACUUGAAAUUGUGGAGGAUUGAAUUGAGUGAGUCAGUGAGUCGACUCGUUACUUGGCUGGGUUUACUUGGAGUUUGUUCGUUGGGGUGCAGCGGAACUAGGGACGAAGGAACUUGAUGACUCAAUUUUAUACAAGACGGAGUUUGACGAGUUUGUCAAUUCGAUGUAUGGAUUUGGACGGCUCACGGAGUUGACUGGGACCGAGUUUCUGUGUGAAAUCUGAGUUUUGACUAUAGCUAUAUGUGACUGGUGUUUGUGGUGUCCCGGCAACGGAACCAACAACAGGGGUGGUUGUGUAACUCAAGGAAUUUGGCUGACAACCUGUUUGUGAAAAUGUCUCAAUGAACUGGCGCAACAAGAACAAUGAGGCACAGAUGAGGAUUAGCGGAAGCAAUUGAGAUAUAACCCGUACGUACAAGCUAGAAGCAGGAUUGACCAGCUGAAGCGGUUGGGCCACAGUAUAGAUAAGGUCGAGUUCAUCUUGAUGGGUGGUACUUUCAUGUCAUUGCCUGCAGAAUAUCGAGAUUACUUCACAAGGAAUCUUCAUGAUGCUUUAUCAGGACAUACAUCUGCAAAUGUGGAAGAGGCAGUUGCCUACUCUGAACACAGUGCAAUAAAGUGUAUUGGAAUGACUAUUGAGAAGCCAGAUUACUGCCUUGGGCCUCAUUUAAGGCAGAUGCUUUCUUACGGCUGUACACGUCUGGAAAUUGGAGGACAGAGCACAUAUGAAAAUGUGGCUCGUGACACUAAUAGAGGCCACACAGUAGCUGCUGUGGCUGAUUGCUUUUGCCUCGCAAAAGAUGCUGGGUUUAAGGUUGUUGCUCAUAUGAUGCCUGAUCUUCCAAAUGUUGGUGUUGAGAGGGACUUGGAAAGUUUUAAGGAAUUUUUUGAAAGCCCUUUAUUCAGAACAGAUGGUCUCAAAAUCUACCCCACACUUGUUAUCCGUGGAAUUGGACUUUAUGAACUUUGGAAAACAGGAAGGUAUAGAAACUAUCCACCUGAACAGCUUGUGGACAUUGUAUCUCGGAUUUUAGCAAUGGUACCCCCCUGGACACGUGUUUAUAGAGUCCAACGGGAUAUUCCAAUGCCACUAGUUACUUCUGGAGUUGAGAAAGGGAAUCUUCGGGAACUAGCUUUAGCUCGGAUGGAUGAUUUGGGGUUGAAAUGCCGAGAUGUUCGGACCCAUGAAGCUGGUAUUCAGCCAGGAGAAGUUGAGCUUGUUCGCCGUGAUUAUACUGCGAACGAGGGUUGGGAAACUUUUCGUAUGAAGAUACUCGCCAGGAUAUUCUUGUUGGAUUACUGCGGCUGCGAAAAUGUGGAAGGAACACCACUUGCCCUGAACUCCUUGGUAAAUGUUCUAUUGUUCGUGAACUUCAUGUUUAUGGUACAGCAGUUCCAGUACAUGGCCGUGAUGCUAAUAACCUGCAACAUCAGGGUUAUGGCACACUGCUAAUGGAGGAGGCAGAACGAAUUGCUCGUAGAGAGCACAGGACCAAAAAGAUAGCUGUUAUUUCUGGUGUAGGAACGCGGCACUAUUAUAGGAAGUUGGGUUAUGAACUUGAAGGACCUUACAUGGUAAAGUAUCUUGUAUAAGAUAAGGGGGCUGUUUGUCUUCUGCUUUUCUUGACCUGUUUGUGUAAAUAAGUAGAAGCACUUUUAAAAUGCUGAGCAUGCUAGCUUCUCUCAGAGCUUCUGCUUCUUUUCCAAACACUUUAUUAACUUAUCCACUUCUGACUUUUGAUCCA